AUGGCAGUUCAGCUUGCCCCGCCGUCCUCGGCCCGUCUCGUCGAGGACAACGGCCUCGUUUGCCUCGAGCUCCAGGAUGGCUCAACCUACCAGGGCUACAGCUUCGGUGCCCAGAAGAGCAUCGCUGGAGAGCUGGUCUUCCAGACGGGCAUGGUCGGAUACACAGAGUCGAUUACUGAUCCCUCCUACGAGGGUCAGAUUCUCGUCAUCACGUUCCCCUUAGUGGGCAAUUACGGUGUUCCCUCUAGGGAGAUGUUUGACUCGCUGUUGGGCGACCUGCCAGCUCACUUCGAGUCCUCCCGGAUCCACAUUGCUGGUCUGGUCACAGCCUCGUAUUGCGGCGAAGACUACUCUCAUUUCCUUGCCGCUUCGUCGCUGGGCACAUGGCUCAAGGAGCAGGGCAUCCCCGCCAUGUACGGCGUCGACACCCGAGCACUCACAAAGAAGCUCCGAGAACAAGGUAGCAUGCUUGGCAAGAUGCGCCUUGCGAAGCAGAGCUUGACCAACGGUGCUGAGAAUGGCCUUGUUCAUGCUCACACCUCUCUCGAUAGCUUCGAGACGGUGGAGUGGAGCAACCCCAACGAGAAGAAUCUUGUCGCUCAAGUUUCCGUCAAGGAGCCGAAGCUAUACAAGCCCUCGCCGUCCAUUGCUCGCAAGCACCCCUCCGGCCGAACCCUUCGGGUCUUGUGUGUCGAUGUGGGUAUGAAGUACAACCAGCUCAGAUGCUUCCUCAAGCGCGGUGUUGAGGUCCUCGUGGUCCCCUGGGACCACGACAUCGUCAAGGAGGCCGGCGACCAGUACGAUGGUCUCUUCAUCUCCAACGGUCCCGGUGACCCUUCCGUUGUCGACGCCACCGCCAAGAACAUCGCGACCGCGAUGGAGAAGAACAAGACCCCAGUGUUUGGUAUUUGCUUGGGACACCAGCUCCUCGGCAGAGCUGCCGGAGCCAAGACGAAGAAGAUGAAGUUCGGAAAUCGAGGCCACAACAUCCCCUGCACGAGUAUGGUGACCGGAAAGUGCCACAUCACCUCACAAAAUCACGGGUUCGAGCUGGAUGCUUCCAGCCUUCCCCAGGGCUGGGAGGAGCUCUUCGUCAACGCCAAUGAUGGCAGCAAUGAAGGAAUUCGGCACACCGACAAGCCCUACUUCAGUGUGCAAUUCCACCCCGAGAGCACACCCGGUCCCAGGGACACCGAAUUCCUCUUCGACGUGUUCAUCAACACCGUCUCUGAUUGCGCCGAGGACCCUACGCUCCUCCAGAAGCCAGUUAGCUUCCCCGGUGGCACCAUUGAGGAGAACGAGCGCCUCCACCCCCGUGUCUCGGUCAAGAAGGUCCUUGUCCUGGGCAGUGGUGGCCUGAGCAUCGGCCAGGCCGGCGAGUUCGAUUACUCCGGUAGUCAGGCCAUCAAGGCUCUGAAGGAGGAAGGCAUCUACACGGUGCUCAUCAACCCCAACAUUGCCACCAUUCAGACCUCCAAGGGUCUCGCCGACAAGGUGUACUUCCUCCCUGUCAACGCCGAAUUCGUCCGCAAGGUCAUCAAGUACGAGCGCCCCGACGCCAUCUAUGUUACCUUUGGUGGUCAGACCGCUCUCCAGGUCGGUAUCCAGCUCAAGGAUGAGUUUGAGGAGCUCGGUGUCAAGGUUCUCGGUACCCCCAUUGACACCAUCAUCACGACCGAGGAUCGUGAGCUCUUUGCCCGAAGCAUGGAGACCAUUGGCGAGAAGUGUGCCAAGUCCGCCUCCGCCAACAACAUCACAGAAGCCAUGGAAUGCGUCAAGGAUAUUGGUUUCCCUGUGAUUGUCCGUGCCGCCUAUGCUCUUGGUGGUCUGGGCAGUGGUUUCGCCAACAACCCUGACGAACUAAGGGCCCUCUGCGACAAGGCAUUCGCCGCAAGUCCCCAGGUCCUGAUUGAGCGAAGUAUGAAGGGCUGGAAGGAAAUCGAGUACGAAGUCGUCCGUGACGCCCAGGACAACUGCAUCACAGUCUGUAACAUGGAAAACUUUGACCCCUUGGGUAUUCACACCGGUGACUCCAUUGUCGUCGCCCCCUCCCAGACUCUGUCUGAUGAGGACUACAACAUGCUCCGCACUACAGCAGUCAAUGUCAUCCGGCAUCUGGGCGUCGUCGGUGAGUGCAACAUUCAGUAUGCACUGAACCCCUUCUCGAGGGAGUACUGCAUUAUCGAGGUCAACGCCCGUCUCUCGCGGUCUUCUGCCCUUGCCUCCAAGGCUACCGGGUACCCUCUGGCGUUCAUCGCCGCCAAGCUUGGUCUCGGUAUCCCUCUGAAGGAGAUCAAGAACGCCGUCACCAAGCAGACCUGCGCCUGCUUCGAGCCUUCUCUCGACUACGUCGUUGUCAAGAUGCCCAGGUGGGAUCUCAAGAAGUUCACCCGUGUGUCGACCCAGCUCGGCUCUUCCAUGAAGAGUGUCGGUGAGGUCAUGAGCAUCGGUCGAUCUUUCGAGGAAGCCAUCCAGAAGGCGAUCCGGUCUAUCGACUUCCACAACAUCGGGUUCGGCGCGACCCCGGCCCUGAUGAAGCUCGACGACGAGCUGCAGACUCCUUCUGACCAGCGUCUCUUUGCCAUUGCAAACGCCAUGCACGAGGGAUACAGCGUCGACAAGAUCUGGGAGAUGACCAAGAUCGACAAGUGGUUCCUCCGCAAGCUCAAGGGCCUGAGCGACUUUGCCAAGGACAUGUCAAACUACAGCACCACCGACAUCACUGGCUCCCCCCACCUUCUAUUGCAGGCCAAGAGACUUGGUUUCAGCGACCGACAGCUGGCCAACUUCUGGAGCUCCAAUGAGAUUGCAGUCCGAAGGCUCAGGCAAGAGGCGGGUAUCCACCCCUUUGUCAAGCAGAUUGAUACCGUCGCUGCCGAGUUCCCUGCCUACACCAACUACCUCUACCUUACAUACAAUGCGUCCGAGCAUGACCUUGACUUCGAUGAUCACGGAGUGGUGGUUCUUGGCUCCGGAGUGUAUAGGAUUGGUUCCUCCGUCGAGUUCGAUUGGUGCUCUGUCAGAGCUAUCCGGACUCUUCGCGAGUUAGGCUACAAGACUGUUAUGAUUAACAGCAAUCCGGAGACUGUCUCAUCUGAUUACGAUGAAUCUGACCGUCUUUAUUUUGAGACAAUUGACUUGGAGACUUCUUUGGAUAUAUACGAACAAGAGGGCGCAAGAGGUAUCCUAGGAGCCAUGUCUGGCCAAUUGCCCAACAACAUUGCACUCCCUCUGCACCGUGCCGGCGCCAAGGUGCUGGGAACAUCCCCAGAGAUGAUUGACAGUGCGGAGAACAGAUACAAGUUCUCCCGAAUGCUGGACCGCAUUGAGGUGGACCAGCCGACGUGGAAAGAACUUACCAGCUUCGAGGAGGCCAAGAGCUUCUGCCAAAAGGUCACAUACCCUGUUCUUGUGCGUCCCUCCUACGUUCUUUCAGGUGCGGCCAUGAACACGGUGUACUCUGAAAAAGAUCUUGAAGCCUACCUCGCGCAAGCUGCGGAAGUAAGUCGAGAUCAUCCUGUGGUCAUCACCAAGUACAUCGAGAACGCCAAGGAGAUUGAAAUGGAUGCCGUGGCCAAGGACGGAGAGGUCAUCGGUCACUUUAUCUCUGAGCAUGUUGAGAACGCCGGUGUCCACUCCGGUGACGCUACCCUCAUCCUCCCACCCCAGGAUCUUGAGCGCACCACGAUCAAGAGAAUUGAGGAGGCAACUCGCAAGAUUGGUGCCGCCCUCAACGUCACGGGGCCCUAUAAUAUCCAGUUGCAAGUCAGCCCCCGAAACCUCUUUGGCCACAAGAGAUGUUCUUGGAUGCUAACAACGACAAAUAGUAUUGCGAAAGAUGAUCAAAUAAAAGUGAUAGAAUGUAAUGUCAGGGCUAGUAGAUCUUUCCCCUUCGUUAGCAAAGUCAUGGGAGUUGAUCUUAUCGAACUGGCCACGAAGGCUAUCAUGAACGAGCCCUUCAAGGCCUACCCUCCCAGCGACCUGCCUGCCAACUGCGUCGGUGUUAAGGUGCCACAGUUCAGUUUCUCUCGCCUGUCGGGUGCCGAUCCUGUUCUCGGUGUGGAGAUGGCCUCCACCGGAGAGGUCGCUUCCUUUGGUGUUGACAAAUAUGAAGCCUAUCUCAAGGCCCUGUUGUCCACCGGCUUCAAAAUCCCCAAGGCCAACAUCCUCUUGUCCAUUGGUUCCUACAAGGACAAGAGGGAGAUGCUCCCCUCAGUCGAGAAGCUCCAGAAGAUCGGAUACAAGCUGUUCGCGACUGCUGGUACCGCCGAUUUCCUGCAGGAACACGGCAUCCCAGUUCAGUAUCUGGAAGUCCUUGGAAGCGACGAGGACCGAGAAUCCGAGUUCUCGCUCACCCAGCACUUGUCGAAGAACACCAUUGACUUGUACAUCAACCUGCCGUCGAACAACAAGUACCGUCGCCCAGCCAAUUACAUGAGCAAGGGUUACCAGACUCGACGAAUGGCUGUUGACUACCAGAUUCCUCUGGUGACCAACGUCAAGAAUGCCAAGAUCUUGGUCGAGGCCAUUGCUCGCCACUUUGACCUUAACAUCUCCAAGCUUGAUUACCAGACGAGCCACCGCACUGUUAUCCUCCCUGGUCUGAUCAACAUUGCUGCCUUUGUUCCCGGUAUCGUCACGCCUGGCAGCCAGGAUAUGGAGGCAGUUACCAAGGCAUCCAUUGCCUCGGGUUUCUCCAUGAUUCGGGUCAUGCCUCUUGGCGUCGAGGGCUCCAUCACUGAUGCCCUCACCCUCAAGCUUGCGCAGCAGAAUAGCCAGAAGGACAACUUUUGCGACUUCAACCUGUCAGUCUCGGCUACGUCUGAUAACGAUGGGCAGAUCAGCACAGUCAUUGGCGAGGUUGGAUCUCUUUUCAUCCCGUUCAACCAUUUGUCGGGUAAUAUGAGCACAGUCGCUGCCGUCACGGCUCACUUUGACAAUUGGCCUUCAUACAAGCCCAUUGUGACCGACGCCAAGCUGACCGAUCUUGCAUCUAUCCUCCUCCUCGCCAGUCUUCACAGCCGCCGCAUUCACGUCACAUCUGUCACUACCAAGGAUGAUAUCCGACUGAUUGCUCUCAGCAAGGAGAAGGGCUUGCAAGUUACUUGCGAUGUGUCCAUCUACUCUCUAUACCUAUCACAAAACGACUUCCCUGGAUGUGAUCGCCUCCCAACUGCCGAGGAUCAGGCAGCGCUCUGGGAGCACAUGAGCACCAUUGAUGUCUUCUCCAUUGGCAGCCUGCCAUACCACCUCGCCAGGGUGAAGGGACACAAGGCCAACCCCUCCAUGGGCAUUUCAGAGGCCCUCCCUCUCCUCUUGACAUCAGUCACGGAGGGCAAGCUCACCAUUGACGAUAUCAAGCUGCGCCUGUACGAGAAUCCCAAGGAGAUCUUUGAGUUGCACGAGCAAGUCAACACCAGCAUCGAGGUCGAGGUUGAUCGAUCCUACGAGGUUCCUCAGGGCUCUAUCUGGUCUCCCUUCGCCGGGCGCAAGAUGAGCGGAUCUGUAAAGAGAGUCACGUUCCAAAACACCACGGUGUGCCUGGAUGGUGAGCUGCUGCCAGUUCCCCCUCAGGGCAAGGACAUGUCCUCCCCCCUGCUGCCACCCACAUCUCCCCCAUCUAAGCCUACCGUUCCCUCAAUCGGUCAGGUCGCGGAGAGCCCAUACUCGAAGACCCGGCGAGAGUCCAUCCUCGCCCCUGUGCAGCCCCUUACCAAGCUGCGCGGCCUUGAGGGCAGUGCACUUUCCCCCUCGCAGCUUGAAAAGGUCAGUGGGGCACUGGAGGAGUCUCUGCUACCCCUCCAAUUGCAGUCCUCUACCCGCUCUUCUGUCCAGCACCUGCUGUCGCGAUCUUCUUCGUUUAAGAAUACGCACGUGCUCUCUGUUAAGCAAUACAGCCGAUCAGAUCUGCAUUUGCUCUUCACCGUUGCUCAGGAGAUGCGCCUCGGUGUUCAGCGGGAGGGAGUCCUCGACAUCCUGAAGGGACGUCUCCUGUGCACCCUCUUCUAUGAGCCUUCGACCAGAACCUCUGCCUCGUUCGAUGCCGCCAUGCAGCGCCUGGGAGGCCGCACAGUCCCCAUUGCCACCUCGCAAUCCUCAGUGCAGAAGGGAGAGACUCUCCAGGAUACUCUCCGCACCCUGGCUUGCUACGGUGACGCCGUGGUCCUGCGCCAUCCCUCGGAGCAUUCCGUCGACAUCGCACAGAAGUUCAGCCCCGUCCCCGUCAUCAACGGAGGAAACGGAAGCAAAGAGCACCCGACCCAGGCCUUCCUCGACCUGUUCACGAUCCGUGAGGAGUUUGGUACCGUCAACGGGCUGACCAUCACCUUCAUUGGAGACCUCCUCUACGGACGCCCCGUCCACUCGCUCGUGUACCUGCUCCGCCACUACGAGGUUCAGGUGCAGCUCGUGGCGCCCAAGGGCCUGGCCCUCCCCGCCGCCGUCAGGGAGCAGCUCGUCAAAUCCGGCCAGCUGCUGGUCGAGUCCGAGACCCUGACCCCCGAGAUCCUCGCCCGCAGCGAUGUCCUCUACUGCACCCGCGUGCAAAAGGAGCGGUUCCCCAGCGCGGAGGAGUACGAGGCCGUCAAGAACUCGUACCGCGUCGACAACGCCGCGCUCAAGCACGCCAAGAGCUCCAUGGUGGUCCUCCACCCCUUGCCUAGGAACGAGGAGGUGGCCGAGGAGGUGGACUUUGACCAACGGGCAGCCUACUUCAGACAGAUGCGCUACGGUCUCUACUGCCGAAUGGCCCUACUGGCACUUGUCAUGCACGGAUAG
This is a messenger RNA of Clonostachys byssicola, 6777 nucleotides long. The record is from the annotation of a GenBank genome assembly. NCBI's taxonomy places the organism in Eukaryota, Fungi, Ascomycota, Sordariomycetes, Hypocreales, Bionectriaceae.